Epinephelus moara (kelp grouper) is the source of this 1034-nucleotide messenger RNA. Its product is annotated as immunoglobulin lambda-1 light chain-like. NCBI's taxonomy places the organism in Eukaryota, Metazoa, Chordata, Actinopteri, Perciformes, Serranidae. The transcript has 4 exons. The coding region runs from base 118 to 840 and encodes 240 amino acids. The record is from RefSeq and is a predicted model, not a curated record.
GUGUGCUAUUAAAUUGCUCCUCCAGCACCUCCUCUCCUCAUCCUCCAAAGCCUCUGAUCUGUCAGCAGUAAGCUGACUUUCCAAGUUACAAGGCCAUUCUCAGCACACACUGACAACAUGCUGGGGACCCUCUGCACUCUCAUCACUGCUCUAACAUGUGUGAGUGGUGUGACGGUGGUGACACAGAAGCCUCCUGUUGUGACGCUGAGGAAAGGAGAGACAGCCACCAUGGACUGUGAUGUUUUUACAGAUGAUGGGUCUCGCUGGUAUAAACAGAUUCCUGGAGGAACAUUUAAGUUUGUGCUGAGGAAUCAUCACAGCUACUCCUCUCCAAAUUAUGGCUCUGGUUUCUCCGCUCCCAAAUUCACUUCUAGUCAUUUGUCUGGGACAAAGUAUCGUUUGAUCAUCAACAAUGUGGAGGAGGGAGACUCAGCAGUCUAUCACUGUGAAACAUGGGACAGCUCUGCUAAAGAGCAUGUAUUCGGACAAGGCACCAAGCUGAUUGUGACAAGCUCCAGCCUCCCUCCUCCUGUCCUGACAGUCUUCCCUCCGUCCAGUGCUGAGCUCCAGUCCAACAAAGCCUCUCUGGUCUGUCUGUCCAGUCAGUCUGUGCCUUUUGCAGAUGUGAGCUGGUUGCUUGGUGGGAGUCCAGUGAGCAGUGGGAUCUCUACCAGCACCGCUGUUCAGCAACCAGACCAGACCUUCCAAAUCAGCAGCUAUCUGGCCGUCCAGACGUCAGACUGGAACAUGGAUAAGGUUUACACAUGUAAAGUGUCUUUGGGCUCCCAGACUGCAGAGAAAAACAUCAACAAGUCCCACUGUCCCACUGAAGAACAGUAGAGGAGCAGAAUGAGCAUUUAACAUCUGCUUCUUUACUCUUUGUGCUGUUUGCUCAUUACAAGGUUUACAUGUUAGAAAAGAUGUGUCUGCAUGCUUGUAAUAAAUGUUGUGACAGUUAGGUGGAGGUGUUGUAUCAGCUUUGCAAAUGCUGCGUUUUUCAACAAUCAUUCAAUAAAAUAAGAAAAAAAAAAGAG